GUACGGUAGCGCUUCUCAACCACCGCACCCUUGGCUUCCCACUCCGGCAAAGGAAGAGGACCGCCUUGAAGACGCUCAAGAACCGUAUUCCAGGAUCUGCGAGCGAAACAGAGUAACCAGGAAACUGCGACUCCGAGAAAGCGCCGUUCGCGACUCGCACAAGGAUCUCUCCUUUCACCGCGGCUGCGAUAAACGGCCGGGAUCCGCGACCAGUGUUCGCCUCAGCCAAGCCUCGGCCGUCACGCUCACUGCUUGCCCCGAACUGUGGCUCUCGCUGCUCCUCGCAUCUGCUGCGACAGCUCUUCCGCGAAAGAGGCUGCCUCCGAGAAACGCGGGGCGCGCGCUUGUCACGUAUUUUGUGUCUUCUCGGCGAGGAACCGAUCGCUGGGCGGCCCGUUAUAGUCGCGCCGGCCGGCCGAAAGGGAAGGCCGCAACAGGUUUCUCGCCCCCCCUUCCCCCGCUGCCCGCGCGGCCGUCGCGCGUGUGGCCGGCCGCAGAACGGACUGCGCGCGCUGGCCAUUCGAGCCGCUGCGCUGGCCGCCUGGUCAGCCCACGCUUGAGGAUACGCCGCUCUCGACGUCCACUGCCUCACGAUCCCCAAUCCUGCCAUACAGGGAGGUACCAGUCGCCCCUCCAGGCCUACGAAGCAGUCCUCCGGCAGGAAUGCGCUGAGAGCGCCGUCUUCGGCGUCCUACACACUCCAAGAUGCCAGCGCAAGGCCACCUACCACGGGCGUGCCACGGUCACCUACCAGGAACGGGAGGACCUGACAGUUCGUCGAGACGACCACAGCUCCGCGGAUUCUCUGGAGCAGCGCAGCCUUUCGGCGGCAACGUACAGCGCCCUCCAGGAAUACCGUCGGCCUAGGCUGUCGGCCGUUGACUACAGGAGUCGCAGCUUUGCGGACCACAACGUUGGGCAGCAUCACACUGGACAGAACUACACGUGCUGCUUUCGAGAGCACGCUUCGUGCUGCGACCGGCCUCCGCCACUCUGGAGGAUUGGCCAGCCGAGAGCGCUUGAAGACGAAGACUGUGGACUUGAGCCUGCACCCGUCACUCAUUGCGUUAACCCAAACGUGCAUGUGUCGCGGCAGGUACUAAGCGACAACUUCCAGGACUUCUGCCAGACGAUGCUGGCAUCCGAACGGCAGGUGCCCGAGCAGCAGCAGCCGCGAGUUCCAGCGGCCGUCGUCCAGUCGCCGCCACCCAAGCCUCAGCAAGUGGCCUUCCGGCUGGGAAGCAAGGACUCACCCCGGAGGAGGUCACUUUCCAGUUUGAGCAGGACUUCCAUCGUGCAAGAGGUGCUGAAGAAGAUGUCUAGUCAAGCGGCCACGAUGCCACCUGCAGCUCCGAUGAUGGCUCCAGCGAUGAACGACCUGUCCAACGCAGACGAUAAGGAAACAGGCCUCGACCAGGACGCCCUGCAAGUCAUCCAGCAGUUGGAUUUGUCCAUCGCAGGCGACGAAGAGGUCUUCGUGGACGGCCCUCCGCCGCCUGUGUUUCCAAGGCCAGCAACCGACUCUCGGCAUGUGCCGCCCUCCGGAGCUGUUCCCAACGGAACGUGCCAGCACGCAGUGGACUCUGAAGUGCAGAAUGACAAUCUCAUUGAGGAAGUCUGCUUUCCAGGCUCGAACAAAAAGUCUUAUACGGCCUUCGGCACGGCGCAGCAGACAGCGCCGCCUGGAGAGACGACCGCCCAGUCGAAUGGCUACGGAGUCACGGAAAGGCGAGACGCCCUGUUGGGCAGAAACAAUGAGCUUGAAAUGGAAAUGGGCGUUGGCGACGCCAAAUCGCCAGCAGCCACCGUGGGCAAAGCACUGUCGGACACGGGAGACAUCUGCGUUAUGCCGGUGGACGAGUGCCAGCUGGGUCGCAGCGAUACGGCGGACAGCGGGGUGGCGAGCAGGCCAGAGUCCGGCAGCUGCUCGCACUUCGUGGUGGUCGCCAUCGACUUCGGCACCACGUACAGUGGCUACGCGUUCAGCUUCACCAGGGACCCCGACAACGUCCACAUGAUGCGCAAGUGGGAAGGCGGUGACCCGGGCGUGGUGAACCAGAAGACGCCGACCACGCUGCUGCUGAACCCGGACGGCGAGUUCCACUCGUUCGGCUUCACGGCCCGUGACGUGUACCACGACCUCGACGGGCAAGAGGCCAAGCAGUGGAUGUUCUUUGAGAAGUUCAAGAUGACACUACACAGCAACGAGAACCUGAGUCGCGACACGGAAAUCCGGGCGGCCAACGGCCGUCCCAUGGCGGCGCUGACGGUGUUCGCGCACGCACUGCGCUACUUCCGGGACCAGGCGCUGAAGGAGCUGAGCGAGCAGUCGGCCACCACCAUCCUGCCGGACGACGUGCGCUGGGUGGUCACCGUGCCGGCCAUCUGGCGGCAGCCCGCCAAGCAGUUCAUGCGCGCCGCCGCAUACAAAGCGGGGAUUGGUUCCCCCGACUUCCCGGAGCAGCUGAUCAUCGCGCUGGAGCCCGAGGCGGCGUCCGUGUACUGCCGCAAGCUGCGCAUGCACCAGCUGGUGCCCGAGGCCCCCGCAAGAGUGCACCUGUUCCGAGAGGCAGCGCCCGAACUGAACACCGAGCCUGCUGUCGACGAGAAGCCAGACAUGCAUAUCCUACCUCCCUUGCGCUCGGAAGUUAUCGAGGAUUACCUUUACGGAGGCACCAAGUACAUGGUGGUGGACUGCGGCGGUGGCACGGUGGACAUCACGGUGCACGAGCUGCACGACCAGCACGGCACGCUCAAGGAGCUGCACAAGGCCACGGGGGGACCGUGCGGAUCGCUGGGCAUCGACCGCGAGUUCGAGCGCCUGCUGCGCGCCAUCUUCGGCGCCGACUUCAUGGACCAGUUCAAGCUGAAGAGGCCCGCCGCCUACGUUGACCUCAUGGUGGCCUUCGAGGCGCGCAAGCGCAAUGCCACGCCCGACAAGGACACGCCGCUCAACAUAUCGCUGCCGUUCUCCUUCAUCGACUACUACAAGAAGUGCAAGGGCACCACCGUGGAGCAGGCCAUCAAGCGCUACGGUAACAAGGAGGUGAAGUGGUCGUCACAGGGCAUGCUGCGCCUGGAGCCGGCUGCCAUGCGCGAACUGUUCCGCCCCACGCUGGCACGCAUCAAGGAGCACAUCGGUGGUGUGCUCGGGGACCCGCGCCUGGGUUCCAUCCACUACCUAUUCCUGGUGGGAGGCUUCGCGGAGUCGCAGAUGCUGCAGAAGGAGCUGCGUGAAGCCUUCGCACCUCACACGAGGGUCAUCAUUCCACAGGGCGUGAGCCUGGCCAUCCUGCGAGGCGCGGUGCUGUUUGGCCUGGACCCUAUGGUGGUCAACGUGCGCCGGUCGCGGCUGACCUACGGCGUUGGGGUGCUCAACCGCUUCGUGCAUGGCGUCCACCCGCCAUCCAAGCUGGUCGUCAAGGAUGGCAUCGAGUGGUGUGCCGAUGUGUUCGACGCCUUCGUGCUGGCCGACCAAUCCGUGGGACAGGGCGAUGCCGUGGUGCGCAGUUACACGCCCGCAAAGAGCGGCCAGACGCGCUCCAUCAUCCACGUGUACUGCAGCGAGCGCGACGACGUGCGUUUCAUCACCGAUCAAGGCGUCAUUCGCUGCGGCACACUCGUGCUCGAUCUCUCGGACACGAGGCACACACCACUGCGGCGGCGCGAGAUACAGGCACGCAUGGUCUUCGGCGAAACCGAGAUCAAGGUCAGCGCCCUGGAUGUCGCUACGCAGAUGUGCGUCCGGGCAGACAUCGACUUCCUUAACCAGUGAAAUGCACCGACCCACGCCAGCGGCAGCAUCGUGUGCACAGACUGACGGUUCACAUCUGCGAAACCAAAGCCGCUGCUUUUACUUCACCAAGAGCCACGAUGGCAAAAAAACACUUUAUUUUUGUGUUUCA
Molecule: messenger RNA, 3905 nt
Organism: Dermacentor albipictus
Lineage: Eukaryota; Metazoa; Arthropoda; Arachnida; Ixodida; Ixodidae
Product: heat shock 70 kDa protein 12A-like
Source: RefSeq, a predicted model, not a curated record